Messenger RNA from Cryptomeria japonica (Japanese cedar), 1398 nucleotides. Its product is annotated as probable xyloglucan endotransglucosylase/hydrolase protein 32. Gene Ontology annotation, molecular function: hydrolase activity, hydrolyzing O-glycosyl compounds; xyloglucan:xyloglucosyl transferase activity. Bases 45 to 1070 code for a protein of 341 amino acids. NCBI's taxonomy places the organism in Eukaryota, Viridiplantae, Streptophyta, Pinopsida, Cupressales, Cupressaceae. The record is from RefSeq and is a predicted model, not a curated record. Gene Ontology annotation, cellular component: apoplast; cell wall. The transcript has 4 exons. Gene Ontology annotation, biological process: cell wall biogenesis; xyloglucan metabolic process.
UAUCAGCAAGUCAAGCACACUGUAAACUAUAGCAGAGCUUCCACAUGGCAUUCAGUAUCAUGUCAGCGUUUGUCUGGCUUAACAUGAAUCUGUUGCUAAUUUUUAUGCUAAAAAUGGCAGAUCAUUAUACUCCAAUUUUAGCUGCUGCUGCUGGUGACAUAGAAGGUGCUCUUCAAGAGCCAACAGUGCCCUUGCUCAAUUAUUUAAAAGUUUCAAAGUUUUCUGAAGGGUAUGCCAAUCUUUGGGGAGGCCAACACCAAAAUGUUUCAAAUGAUGGUUACUCUGUUACAAUCAGAAUAGAUAGGUCAUCCGGCAGUGGGUUCAAAUCAAAAGAGGCUUACAUGUAUGGCUUCUUCAAUGCUGCUGUUAAACUCCAGGCAGGGUAUACUGCAGGGAUCAUCACUUCAUUCUAUCUUUCGAACAACCAAGUUUAUCAAGGAUGGCACGAUGAAAUAGACAUGGAAUUCUUGGGAACAAUACCUGGAGAGCCAUACAAAUUGCAGACCAAUGUUUAUGGCAACGGUACAGGAGAUGGAAAUCUGAUCGGUAGAGAACAACAAUUUCAUCUAUGGUUCGACCCAACUCAGGAUUUCCACAACUACAGCAUUCUCUGGACGCCUUCUCAAAUCCUAUUUUUGGUGGAUGGUAUCCCCAUAAGGAGGUUUCCUAAAUCAGAGAGCCUUGGAGUGAUAUACCCAUCAAAGCCAAUGUCUGUGUAUGCAACAAUUUGGGAUGCGUCUUCAUGGGCCACAGAUGGAGGGAGAUACAAGGCCAAUUAUAGCUAUGAGCCCUUCCUUACCACUUUCUCCAACUUCCAAACGAUUGGAUGCAAUGACAAGGAUAACUACUGUUCCAAAGUGCUCAUAAAUAACUGUUUGGUUUCCCCGCAUCUGAACAAAAAGCAAAUCGUUGAUCUGAAAUAUGUCAGGCAGAAUUACAUGACGUAUGACUACUGCCAGGAUCUGCAGCGGUAUCCCAAGGGCACCAUGCCUGAAUGCUCAGCACAAGAAGGCCACUUAGAAGAACUGAAUGUUCCACAAAAUCAACAGAAGUUAGGACGCUUAAAAUAACAGAAAGGAAUAUCUAAUCGUAAUAAUGGCAGUGUUUAUCCAGCAUACUGGAUGUGUAUUGGACUGUAAAUAACUCUUAAAUAAAGUUACGUAAAAGACAUUAUAUAGAUAUGUAAAAACUAUCGUAAUAAUGGCAGUGUUUAUCCAGCAUACUUGAUGUGUAUUGGACUGUAAAUAACUCUUAAAUAAAGUUACGUAAAAGACAUUAUAUAGAUAUGUAAAAACUAUUGGGAGAUUAUUAUUUUUGUAUUAUAUUUAUCUCAUAAUUGAGUUUAAAAUUGAUCAUUUAAAUUUUGUUUGAUUAUUUAAAAAUUUAAAUUAAAAUAAU